This is a messenger RNA of Glycine soja, 2451 nucleotides long. RefSeq lists its product as uncharacterized. Gene Ontology annotation, cellular component: membrane. The transcript is spliced from 16 exons. The record is from RefSeq and is a predicted model, not a curated record. Gene Ontology annotation, molecular function: channel activity. Bases 147 to 2189 code for a protein of 680 amino acids. NCBI's taxonomy places the organism in Eukaryota, Viridiplantae, Streptophyta, Magnoliopsida, Fabales, Fabaceae. Gene Ontology annotation, biological process: transmembrane transport.
CUUAGGUUCUCACGCUCACAUCCUUUGCAUUCUUAGUCAACACCAAAAACCAAACUGAAACUGGAACAAUAGAGCAUCUUUCCUAGUUUUGUCUCAAAUCAAACAACUCUGACGGAGGAUACUGCUAUUGCUCCGCCUGAAUCUCCAUGGCUGAUCCACAGCCGCUGCUUCUCAACGAUUCCGAGCCAACUCAAUUUCAAAACACCCGAAUCGCCUCCCUUGACGUCUUUCGCGGCCUCUCUGUUUUUCUUAUGAUAUUUGUGGAUUAUGCUGCUUCGAUCUUCCCCAUCAUUGCUCAUGCCCCCUGGAAUGGGAUUCACUUGGCUGAUUUCGUCAUGCCUUUUUUUCUUUUCAUUGCUGGAAUUUCUCUUGCCCUCGUUUAUAAGAGAAGGCCUCAUAGAACCCAAGCUACAUGGAAAGCUUUUGCUAGAGCUCUCAACCUCUUUGCUCUUGGUAUUCUUCUUCAAGGUGGCUAUUUUCACGGAGUUACUUCCUUGACUUUUGGUGUUGACAUUCAAAGAAUUCGGUGGCUGGGCAUUUUACAGAGGAUAUCUAUUGGAUACAUUGUUGCAGCUUUAUGCGAGAUCUGGCUUCCAGCUCCACGAUGGAAAGAAUUAGGUUUCGUCAAAAGUUACUACUGGCAAUGGUUUGUUGCAGUAAUAUUGUUGGCACUUUACUCUGGAUUACUGUAUGGUCUAUAUGUUCCAGAUUGGCAGUUUGAUGUAUCAGCCUCGACCUCUUCAUUGCCUCCUAUUGGUGGUGGUGAUAUUUACAUGGUGAAUUGUUCAGUGAGAGGUGAUCUUGGACCUGCCUGUAAUUCUGCUGGAAUGAUUGAUCGCUAUAUUCUUGGUCUUGACCAUCUGUAUAGAAAGCCUGUUUACAGAAAUCUCAAGGGGUGCAAUAUGUCUGCUAAGGGUCAAGUUUCAGAUAGUUCACCUUCAUGGUGUCAUGCUCCUUUUGACCCAGAAGGCAUUUUAAGCUCCAUAACAGCUGCAGUUUCGUGCAUAAUUGGACUUCAGUAUGGUCACGUUCUUGCCCAUCUACAGGACCACAAAGGGCGCCUAUACAACUGGAUGUGUUUUUCCCUUUCAUUUUUGGCUCUUGGACUGUUUCUGGCAUUAAUAGGAAUUCCUCUAAAUAAAUCGCUGUACACAGUCAGUUAUAUGCUACUAACUUCUGCAGCUUCUGGUCUCACAUUCAUUGCUUUAUAUUUUCUGGUAGAUGUUCAUGGUCACAGGCGUUUGACAGCGUUGUUGGAGUGGAUGGGAAAACACUCCUUGAGUAUAUUUGUCAUCGUAUCUUCAAACUUGGCCGUGAUUGCUGUUCAAGGAUUUUAUUGGACUAAACCCGAAAACAACAUUGAAGUGAGCCAAGAAGGCCUGCAGAGGAAGGACUACGUAGACCCUCCUCCAGCCCCUCUCAUCGACCUUGCCGAGAUCAAGCUCUGGUCCUUCUACAGAGCCCUCAUCGCCGAGUUCAUUGCCACACUCCUCUUCCUCUACGUCACCGUCGCCACCGUCAUCGGCCACAAGAAACAGACCGGACCAUGCGACGGCGUUGGCCUUCUCGGCAUCGCAUGGGCCUUCGGUGGCAUGAUCUUCGUCCUCGUCUACUGCACCGCCGGCAUUUCUGGUGGACACAUCAACCCUGCGGUGACUUUUGGCCUGUUCCUGGCCCGCAAGGUGUCUCUCAUUCGCGCCGUGUUCUACAUGGUAGCACAGUGUCUUGGUGCCAUCUGCGGUGUUGGGUUGGUGAAGGCCUUCAUGAAGCACUCCUACAACUCCCUCGGCGGCGGUGCUAACUCCGUCAGCGCAGGCUACAACAAAGGCAGUGCUCUGGGUGCUGAGAUUAUCGGCACUUUCGUCCUUGUCUACACCGUUUUCUCAGCUACCGACCCCAAGAGAAGCGCGCGUGACUCCCAUGUCCCCGUGUUGGCCCCAUUGCCCAUUGGGUUUGCCGUUUUCAUGGUUCACUUGGCCACCAUUCCCAUCACCGGUACCGGGAUCAACCCAGCCAGGAGCUUGGGUGCAGCUGUUAUCUACAACAAUGGCAAAGUUUGGGACGAGCAUUGGAUAUUCUGGGUUGGGCCAUUGGUGGGAGCUUUGGCGGCGGCGGCAUACCACCAGUACAUCCUUAGAGCAGGGGCUAUUAAGGCCUUGGGUUCAUUCAGGAGCAACCCUACCAACUAGUUCCCAAGACAAUGUCAUCAUCACCAAUUCGCCUCUUCUUUUCUAUUUAUUUCUUUUGUUUGUAUGAGAGAUCAUCAUGCCCUGUGUAUGGGGAUAAUUCGUCUUUUUUUCUUCUUCCUUCCUUUUAUCUCCCCGCCUGUCUCAUUUGUCCGUUCGCUUACACUUCUAACCAAAAUUCCCGUGAACACAACCCACAGGGUUUGCUGUCGGAAUGUGAACCUUUUUCCCUUGCGUUCAAUUAUGCCAAGAAUUUUCUAGCUAA